Messenger RNA from Xyrauchen texanus (razorback sucker), 1476 nucleotides. RefSeq lists its product as uncharacterized. NCBI's taxonomy places the organism in Eukaryota, Metazoa, Chordata, Actinopteri, Cypriniformes, Catostomidae. The record is from RefSeq and is a predicted model, not a curated record. The transcript is spliced from 4 exons. The coding region runs from base 382 to 1212 and encodes 276 amino acids.
UACAGCAUUGAGGAACAUCAGUGAAGCAAAGUGGAAUGUGCCCACUAUCAUGCCCUUUACUGAAGACGUCCAGAAAAUGCAUACAUAUCUCAGUGAAGUGCAAGACAAGUGGUUCAAAACACUCUCUGAAAGUCCCUCUACUAAAGCCUGGAUGGAGCUGGCAAAGGUGUGUCUAGCCCAGAUGAUUCUCUUUAACCGCCGCAGGGAAGGAGAGGUUUCGAGCAUGCCUUUGUCUGCAUUUCUAUCAAGAGACACUUCUGAUCCACAUGAGGAUGUGGACUGGGCACUCUCUGAAGUGGAAAAAAACUCUGCAGACACUUCACAAGGGUUAUCACAAGGGGAAAGCGUGGUCGACCAGUUCCAAUUCUUCUGACUCCAAAAAUGCUAUGUGCCUUAGAACUCCUUGUUAAGCAGAGAGAGGCUUGUGGGGUUCUGAAAAACAAUCCCUAUAUGUUUGCAAGACCAGAAGCCAUGACACAUUUUCGAGGGUCAGACUGCCUCCGUGGCUUUGCUAAGGUGUGUGGCGUAAAGUGUCCCAAGUCACUGACAUCUACAAGACUGCGAAAGCAUGCCGCAACGCUUUCAACUGUGCUGAAUAUGACUGACACAGAGAUGGACCAGCUGGCAAACUUUCUUGGACACGACAUAAGAAUCCAUCGUGAGUUCUAUCGACUCCCUGAGAAGACCCUGCAACUUGCCAAGAUCAGCAAAGUUCUAAUGGCUCUUGAGCAAGGAAGAUUAGCUGAGUUCCAUGGCAAGAACUUGGAUGAAAUUGGGAUAGAUCCUGAUGAAAAAGUUAUUGACUGUGAUGAGGAAGACGGGGGCAUACAAGAGAGACACUGUUCAUCUACUGUUGACGAACCAUCUUCAGAGGUGGCACUUCCUCCUACCGAGAGGAAUGACAUGCUGCCACCACCCAAGAGACCACGCAGACCACCAUCAGAUGAAGAGAUGCCUUCAGGAGCCAGUGCUGUGAGGCCUUCUUCCAAAGGUAAAAGAACCCAGAAGACACCCUGGCAGCAGACAGAGGUGCAGGCGGUUGAAAGGCACAUGCAGCGAUUCAUCACAUCGCUCACUGUACCAGCAAAGAGCGACUGUGAGAAAUGUUUGAAAGCUGAACCAGGAGCGCUGAAGAACCACGAUUGGAAGACUGUAAAAUUUUACAUUUAUAAUCGUAUUACAGCUUACAAAAAGAAAUUGCAGUGCAAAUAAUAAUAAUGUGAAGAUCCAACUCUGUCAUGGCAGGUUUUGUUCAAGAUGUUAAAAGGUUAAAGAUGUUUUUGGGUUUACUAACCCUUUAAAACUACAGAAACACGUGUAGGCUAUAGAAUAACUUUAUUUGAAAUAUUUUAUGAUGACCACCAGUCGGAAAGCAUUGGUCGAACAAAGUUAUUUUAUGGUUGUAGUUUGUUUAAAUCCACAUGUAUGUGAAAGCAUGUGUGAAAGUUAUAUAUAUUUUUUUUAUACUUUUAAUAU